Molecule: messenger RNA, 2153 nt
Organism: Coffea eugenioides
Lineage: Eukaryota; Viridiplantae; Streptophyta; Magnoliopsida; Gentianales; Rubiaceae
Product: putative methyltransferase NSUN6
Exons: 13
Coding region: 23-1843 (606 amino acids)
Biological process (GO): RNA methylation
Molecular function (GO): methyltransferase activity; RNA binding
Source: RefSeq, a predicted model, not a curated record
CCUUCAACAUUUUCGUAAUUCAAUGAUCAAGAAAGCCGGGCACGUGCUCAAAACCCUUUGCAAAACCUCCUCACUCCCUCUGCACCGCCAAAGCCAAGGCCAAAUGGAUUUGUCAGAGCGUUAUUGCUACAAGCCGAGCUUGAAAUGGAACCCUAACGUGGAAGAAUACUUCAUCAACGCUUACGGGCCGGAGCAUUUCUCCCGAAUUUCCGAAGCCCUGACGCGUCCAUCAUGUUACUCUUGUAUUCGUGUAAACACACUCAAGUCAACAAGUGAUGCUGUCAUCAAGAAACUUUCUGCCAUUCUACAGGAAAGAGGGUUGCAUAAUGGUAUGAUUAGAAUAUCAAAUGAUCGUAAACAUAUGGAGGAUUUCUGUUCAAAACCCAUAGAGAUUGGUGAAAGUGCUGACACACGACGAACAUAUGCUCAGAACAAUCUUGUUUCAAAGUGUAUGAUACCUGGGCUAGACCAUGUAAUUUUUGUCAGAGGGUCAGGACCGCAUGCUAUUGACUAUGGAUUAAGUGGAGGGAAAUCUCCAAAGGAGGUUAUAGUUAGUAGGAAAUGUGCAGAGGCUGUACUUCGUGGGGCUCAGGUGUAUGUGCCUGGUGUUCUAGCCUGCAGCGCCCAUGUUGAGAAAGGCGAUGUAGUUGCAGUUUCUGUUGCUGUGGAGCAGCCUGGUGCUGAUGGUGGAUGGGGUGCUAAUAUUACACGCGGGACCAUUUUGCAGGGAUCACCAGCAGAUCCUUGUUACUUUGAAAGAAAUGGUCUCUAUAUCGGCCAAGGAAUUACUAUGUUGUCAAGAGCUGGUAUGUUUCGUGUACCAGAAGGAGUUGCAGUCGAUAUGAAUUGUAGAGUAUUUGAUCUCCCAUCUUUUCAUGAUUUGCUUGAGGGAGAGAUUUUUCUUCAGAACCUGCCAAGCAUCAUUGCAGCACGUGCCUUAGAUCCACAACGGGGUGAAAGAAUAUUAGACAUGUGUGCAGCUCCUGGAGGAAAAACCACUGCAAUAGCGAUCCUAAUGCAGGAUGAAGGAGAGGUCAUUGCAGUUGACAGAUCUCACAAUAAGGUACUUGAUAUUAAAAAGUUGGCAGCUGAGAUGGGCCUGACUUGCAUCACCCCAUACAAGCUUGAUGCGCUCAAAGCUGUCUGUAGAAGUGAAUCUGAUGGUUUGGCUGCAUCACACUUUCCUCAAGAUGUUGUUGGCAUUGAGGAAAGGAUAGAGAAAACAUCAAUGGGUGCUUCUGAUGAUUUGGAUGCUGAGUUGGUUCCCCAAAGUUGCGAUGUAAAUUCCAAAAAUGGAACUUAUUCUAGCAAAGCUGUGGAGAGAAAGAUUAUGCGGAAAAUGAGAAAUGGGCCUGGAAGAAAUCACUGUUCGGGUGGUAGAGUUGAAAAGUCCAAAGGUUUUCUUCCAAAUUCUUUUGACCGGGUUCUUUUAGAUGCUCCUUGUUCUGCUCUUGGUCUUCGACCUCGACUGUUUGCUGGAGAGGAAACUGUAGAAUCAUUGAGGAAUCAUGCCAAAUACCAGAAAAGAAUGUUUGAUCAAGCUGUUCAACUAGUUCAUCCGGGUGGGGUUAUUGUGUAUUCCACAUGUACUAUAAAUCCUGGAGAGAAUGAAGGAUUGGUUCGAUAUGCAUUGGAUACCUACAAGUUUCUCUCACUGGCUUCACAGCAUCCAAGAGUUGGGGGACCUGGCCUUGUUGGUGGCUGUCAGUUAUCUGAUGGAUAUACUGAGGAAUGGUUGAGACCUGGAGAGGAAGAUCUUGUUCAGAGGUUCGAUCCAUCUUCUCCACUGGAUACAAUAGGCUUUUUCAUAGCAAAGUUUAAUGUUAGUUCCAAAGAUGCUUAAACUGGAAUGCUUUGGAUUAGUCCCUAGCAGGAGAGUUUCACCAUUUAUUGGCGUUUCUCAUGGAGCACAUCUAUUUACGCAAGUUACCUCACUAAAUUACAAGAACUCAGGUUUUACUGGCCAAAGGUCAUGUAAAGGAAGCUUAAGAAACAAAUCUCCUUUUGCCAGUACCCUAGCCCUCUUGAAAACCAUGUUACAUUAUUCAUGUCAUAUUUUUUGCAAUGAAUAUUAUUUUGCUCAACAGUUAUUUACUUGUACUGCUGAGCCAACAAGACGUUCUUGAAUUACAUCACAAGCAGUUGAAGUUGUA